Messenger RNA from Cucumis sativus (cucumber), 2394 nucleotides. Its product is annotated as dehydration-responsive element-binding protein 2F. The transcript has 2 exons. Gene Ontology annotation, molecular function: DNA-binding transcription factor activity; transcription cis-regulatory region binding. Lineage: Eukaryota; Viridiplantae; Streptophyta; Magnoliopsida; Cucurbitales; Cucurbitaceae. The record is from RefSeq and is a predicted model, not a curated record. Gene Ontology annotation, biological process: positive regulation of DNA-templated transcription; response to stress. Gene Ontology annotation, cellular component: nucleus. Bases 1183 to 2184 code for a protein of 333 amino acids.
UUUUUUUUUCUUAUAAACAUUUUUGCAACAUAAUUAUUUUUAGAUGAUCUCAAAGGUAUAAUGUAAUAUUUUGAGAUUUAUGGAUCAAUUAGAAAACAAACUCAAAACUCAAUACAAAACGUUUCGUUAAUUUUUGAAAACUUAAAUACAAGACAAAAGUUAGUUUUUUUAAAAAUAAUAAUAAAACAAACUUUGUCCAGAAUAUUUUAAGAGCACACCAUCUAACCACUCUAUCUACAUUUUCUCUUUUUUCUUCCUCCUUUGAACUCUUUUCCCUUUUUGAGAUAAUUAUUAAAAUGAUGAUUAUGUCAAAGUCUUUAACAAAUUACAAAACCAAUAAUGUCAACUUUAUCUGAUCAGGCUGAAGGUUGCAUUUCUAAUACUUUGGGAGAUGAGUUUCUUUCAAGUGAUUGGACCAAAUGUUUCAAUUUUCUUUUUCUUUUUGAUGUGUGUGACCAUUGGUUGUGAUUAGUCCAACUCCUAUUUUUGUUGAGUUAUAUAUGUUCAUGUGAAGGUGAGGUUGAGGUUGUGGAGUUGAUUACUUAUAAAAGGUAACUUGUCAUUGCUUCGUAUAUAAAGUACAACCUCAAUUUUCAUCCAUAUCAUACAAAAAUAAAUAAAAUUAUAUCGAAUCUUAAAUCUUUUAGUACAAUAAUCGUGAGUACAAAGAAGUUUCACGUAUCUUUAUCUAAGUUGAAAUUGAAUCAUCAACAUUUAUAAAAUAUUUUAUAGAUAAAUUAUGUUAAAGUGAUGUUUGAGAACUUUUUCUAGAAAGCAAGUUCUUGAGGACUGAAAACAAAGGGAGAUGGAGUCGUUAGGUAUCUAAUCUUCAACCUACAACAUAUUGGUUAACAUCAAAACAUAGCAAGGUUUUACUUUUUUUUUCUAGUACAUUUAACUUUGAAAACAAAGAUUUGAACCUUCAAUUUCAACUGUUCUUAAACUAAACUUUGUUUGAUUUUAGAAUAUUGUUUUGCAAAUCAUCUUAAACACCAAAACACGUACGUACAUACAUAUAUGUUCACAUGGUGACCAAGAAAAAACCCUCAAACGUGACAACAUUUAAAGCCAUGAAGAUUUCUCUUCUACAAAUUCCCCCCUUCCACCCCGCUCCCUUUCACCACAUUCCCACAAUCAUCUUCAUCACUCCACUCCCCAAAGAAAACAGAGUAUAACAUAGCAAUGGAAAAUGGCAGAGACAACAAAAAGCCUCAUACUUCUCCAUUUCACCACAAGCCAUGGAAGAAAGGUCCUUCCAGAGGCAAAGGUGGUCCUCAAAAUGCCUCGUGCGAGUACCGUGGCGUACGACAACGCACUUGGGGCAAAUGGGUUGCCGAGAUUCGCGAGCCGAAGAAACGAACGAGGCUAUGGCUUGGCUCUUUCUCUACUGCUGAAGAAGCUGCCAUGGCUUAUGAUCAAGCUGCUACUAAGCUUUAUGGGCCUCAUGCUUAUCUUAAUCUCCCACAUUUGGCUAAUCAGAAUAAUGAUUCUAGUGAUUAUAAAUCUAAUUUUGUGAAAUGGGUUCCUUCUAAAAACUUCAUUUCUCUGUUUCCUCAUACAAAUCGAGCAGCUGCUACUGUUGCAACAACUGGCAGCUUCAUGAGUCUUCAUCUUAUACAUCAAAGGCUUCAGCAGCUUAAACCUCCUCAUCCCUUUCUUUCAUCUAAUUCCCUUACUUCUCCUUCCAAGAAACUUGAAGACAAGGGCGAGAAAGAGAAAGAUAAAGACGAGGAAGCUUCCGUUAGAGAGGAGACGACAACGAAAACAACAGCAACAAGUAGUGGGAAAGAAGAAGAGAAGCCACAAAUUGAUCUAAAUGAGUUUCUACAACAACUUGGGAUUUUGAAAGAAGAAGAAGAAAAAUUAGUGAUUGAAUUAGAAGAAGAGAAAGGCAAUAACAAUAACAAAGACAAUGACAUUGACAAUUACAAUGAUGAUGGAGGAUGUUGUUUGGGAUCAUCAGAAAUAUCAAAUAAUUGUGAUUAUAGCGAUGAAGUUGAAGUGCUUAGUGACAAAAGCUUUAAUUGGGAUUCAAUUAUGGAAAUACAUCCCAAUAUUGAAGAUAAUCACUUUGGAAACUUUCAACUUUAUGAUCAUCAUUUUCUUAAUUAUGAAGAUGAGCUAGGUUUUCCCAAUUCCAUUUGGGAUUUUGAAGAAGACCAUUCCACAAGAAUCAUACAUUAACAAAAUAAAAAUAAAAGCAACUUUGUUUCAGGAACCUUUUUGAAUUUUGAGGUUUUUUUCGGGAGGUUGUACACAAUAGUAAAAAUAGUAGUGUUGGACAAAAUAAAUGAGAUAAAGACAUUUACAAGAAAAUGAGUGUUGUUAUUUUUAUUUAUGUUUUAUAUUAGUUGCGUUAUGAAGUUGAAAGGAAAUAAAAUAGUAAUUUAUAAA